This is a messenger RNA of Panicum virgatum (switchgrass), 1152 nucleotides long. Its product is annotated as WAT1-related protein At4g30420-like. Gene Ontology annotation, molecular function: transmembrane transporter activity. Gene Ontology annotation, cellular component: plasma membrane. Lineage: Eukaryota; Viridiplantae; Streptophyta; Magnoliopsida; Poales; Poaceae. The transcript has 5 exons. The coding region runs from base 1 to 1056 and encodes 351 amino acids. The record is from RefSeq and is a predicted model, not a curated record.
AUGGUGGCGUGGCCACCGGCGGCCUGCAUUGCUGCUUCUUGCGACGCCGUGGUCCGGCUGGCGCUUGGGGCCGUGGGCGUCCUUCUGCGUAGGCUGCUUCUUGCGACGCCGUGGUCCGGCUGGCGCUUGGGGCCAUGGGCGUCGUCUGCGUGGGCGGCUGCGGUGCGCGGCGGCGGCCGCUACCGCGGUGGCGCUGUAGGCUGGCCUGGCGGCAGGGCGGCGCGGCCGUGCGCGGGCAGGCGUGCCUUGUGCGGGCGUCAUCCAAUGGCGGCAUGCGAGCACGGCGUCGUGGGCGUCCUUCUGCGCGAGGUGCAACCGAGGAGGUUAGAGAAGGUGGAUAUCAGAGGCUUGAGAAGCGUCGCCAAGAUCAUCGGCACUGCCAUCUGCCUCGCCGGAGCGGUGUUCAUGGCGUUAUUCAAGGGUCCUAAGCUCCUCGGCGCAGUUAUGGUCUCGGCGACCGGUGACUGGGUGAAAGGAGGGAUCUAUCUCGUCGGAAAUGCUGUCUGCGUCUCCAUCUGGUAUAUCCUCCAGGUGCCUUUCUGCAAAUCGUAUCUUGAUCCACUAUCUCUAGCGACCUGGAUGUGUUUCUUAGGGACCUUGCAAUGUGUGGUCAUGGCCUUCUUCCUAGAGUCAAACUACUUGCAAAUUUGGAAGCUCAGCACGUUCUGGGAGGUCCCCUGCAUCUUGUACGGAGGAGUGUUUGGCUCAGGCGCAAACUUUUUCCUCCAAUCCUGGUGCAUAUCUGUGAAAGGCCCCCUUUAUAGCGCAAUCUUUACGCCCCUGAGUGCAGUGAUCACAGCAAUAUUAUCUACGCUCUUCCUGCAUGAAGAACUCCAUAUUGGAAGCAUAUUAGGAGCUAUUACUAUCAUUGUGGGCUUGUAUGUGGUGCUGUGGGGCAAAGCUGAUGACGUGAAGAGCGAGAGUCUGGCAAUCAAUUCUAGUGGUUCGAAAGGCGGAGUAGAUUCAGACUGUAUCGAUGUUAGGGUACAGUCUCAGACCAAUCUUUCAGAACCGUUGUUAUCUGACAACGGUGAUAGUAAUACUCAGGCAUGCUAGUUUUUAUUCUUUUUCUUUUUGCUUAAGGCUAAUUUUACAUUUCACGGAAUGAUAGAGAUUAUUGCGAUGUUUCAUGCUAAUGCCAAGCUUUCCGAA